AGUUUUUAUCACAAACCUAUAUAUAUAUUAUAUAAAGGCCUUAUUGCAUUGCUAUUGUAAACACAAUUCUGAAAUGGCAUCGGUUCGAAGUGUUACUAGUGUAUCAAAGUCCAAACAUCUUUGCAGUUUGUUUUAUUUUUCAGAUGUUUGGAAUAGCUCAACAGCUCUUCCAAGAGUUCUCGGAAAAAGAUGCUUUCAAACUUCAUCAGUCGCCAAUUUCCCAUCUUUUGACAAAGAAUUUGAAAAAGCCAAGGAACGUUUAAACUCAUUGAAAGAGGAUCCUGGAAAUGAAGCUAAACUCAAGUUGUACGCUUUGUUUAAGCAGGCAACUGUGGGUCAGUGUAAUACACCGAAGCCUGGAUUGAUGGAUUUUGUUGGUGGUGUUAAAUGGAAGGCUUGGAAAGAUCUAGGAAAUAUUACUCAGGAUGAUGCACAGAAAGCCUACAUCUCCUUAGUGAAUGAGCUGGCUGGGGCUGAACCUCCACCAGAAGCUCAAGUCCAGGGUUCAGGUAUUCAGUAUGAAGGACUCAAGAUUACUAGGGAGGAUGGCAUUUUUACUCUGCAGCUCAACAGACCAACAAAAAAAAAUGCUAUUACCUGGCAGAUGUACAGAGACAUAGGUAAGGCAUUUAAAGAAGCUGCUGAAGAUGACCGUUAUAGGAUAGCUGUAAUAACUGGUUCUGGUGACUAUUACUGUAGUGGCAAUGAUCUGUCAAACUUUGCUAAUAUUUCUAUGGAUCAGAUCCCCAAAAUGGCUAAAGAUGGCAGAAUAGUCUUGCUAGAUUUUGUGAAUGCCUUCAUUGAUUUCCCCAAACCUCUAAUUGCCUUAGUGAAUGGACCAGCUGUUGGAAUAAGUGUGACAACUCUAGGUCUGUGUGAUGUUGUGUAUGCCACAGAGAAGGCCACAUUUCACACUCCAUUUUCAUCCCUAGGACAGUCCCCUGAAGCUUGUUCAUCCUACACCUUCCCAAAACUUAUGGGCUAUGCAAAGGCCAAUGAAAUGCUUCUGUUUAACAAAAAAAUAACUUCUGCUGAAGCAAAAGAAAGAAACUUGGUGUCUGAUGUUUUCCCCGACUCUACAUUUGCCACUGAAACAGCUAACAGAGUUCAGCAAUUUGCCAAGUGUCCACCACAGAGUUUGAAGUUGACUAAAAUAUUAAAUCGACAAUGUGAGUUACAAAUGCUGAAAACUGUCAAUGAGCAAGAGUGUCAACUACUGGAGGAACGCUGGCAGUCUAAGGAGUGCAUGAAUGCCAUUGUGGCCUUUUUUUCAAGAAAAUAACACUAAUAGUUAGUUUAGAACUUCAAUUGUUUAGUAGAAAAUGAAAAAUGGGGAGUGAAAUGUGACCUGCAAGAACAUCUGAGUUCUAGUGUAUUAUUUAAUGCUAUAUAUAGGAUAAUAUAUCAAUAUAUUUUUGACAUAUGUUUACACCUUAAGAAUAAAUGUCUAAUAAUUUGUUGCUGUUUUGUUUUUUAAAUGUUAAAUAAAAUAUUUUUUUCUUGCAUUCUGAGAAAGUGAUUGUGAUAUAGAUGACAUUUCACACUAUAAAAUACAUUUUAAUUUGUGAUGGUUUGUUUUUGUUAUAAAUAUAAUGCUGCCAUAAUAUAUUUGUAUAUCAUUUUUAUGUAUUUUUGAAAAUAAAAUUCUAUUCUAAGUGAAAAACUAAAUUUUUUUUUUUAAUUAAGAUUUUUGUUGUUUAAUCACUAAACACUAUCAAAACACCUCAUAUAUUAUUAAGAAUUCUCUGGUUAAUCUCUUUAAUUAAUCAAUAAGUUGUGCUAAAUAUUACCUGCCCACCAAUGUAAACAAAUGCUAGUGUUAAAUUUACUGAUACCAAAAUGAAGCUCAGUUUCAAUAACAGUAUUAUUCUUAAGAGUGAAGUGAGGUGUUUCUUUCUUUAAAAAAAAGCUGCUCGCAUAUCUAUGACGAUGUAAACAAUGCACAUUUCUCGAAGCAUAGUUUGUCCAUCACUGUUUUAGAUCAUGGUCCAUAAUUAGCCCAUCAUGUCCAUACAUUACUGGGAAAACAAAUAUAAGUCAGGCUUGUAUAUGCUGGGAAAUGCUCUUAUCCAAUGAUGCCCAAAUUAAGGAUUGCAGACCACAGCCAGCCUGUGAUACUGUGCUAGCUGGCUACAUCAGCACACAGUGACAAAAAUCAGCAUGUUUAAAAAAAAAAUGUAAAAAAAACAAAAAAACUUUUUCCUACUUUGCAUUGUCUCUUUUGUCUUUAUUCAAUAAAUUUACUUCUGUGGCAUUCUAA
Biomphalaria glabrata is the source of this 2260-nucleotide messenger RNA. RefSeq names its product enoyl-CoA delta isomerase 2-like. The coding region runs from base 74 to 1282 and encodes 402 amino acids. Lineage: Eukaryota; Metazoa; Mollusca; Gastropoda; Planorbidae. Gene Ontology annotation, molecular function: fatty-acyl-CoA binding. The transcript is spliced from 10 exons. The record is from RefSeq and is a predicted model, not a curated record.